AUGGCAUCACCUACGCAUUCAUCGCAUUCUUCCAUCAUGUCAUCCUCUAAACAAUCAUCCCACUCGUCAUUCUCCAUACCACCAACAUUAUUGCCAGGUGUCACUAGCAGCAGCAUAUCCAUCCCUACCAUGACAACCACGCCAACAGCGAUAUCCACUCUAUCACCUGACAUAUCCAAUCCAACACGCAAUACUUCAUUGAUCAUUGGCGUCGUUUUUGGUGUUGUGGCAUUCCUUAGUCUUGUUGGUGGACUAGUAUUUGCAAUCCUCGCUCAUAAACGUCGACGACAAAAGCACAAAGAUAUGGAAUUGUUGUUGAACGACGAAACAUUUGACGAUAAAACACAUUCUGCUGAUGAUUUAUUGGCAAAAAACCACACUGCAAGAGAAAGAGAUUAA
Messenger RNA from Lichtheimia ornata, 399 nucleotides. RefSeq lists its product as uncharacterized. NCBI's taxonomy places the organism in Eukaryota, Fungi, Mucoromycota, Mucoromycetes, Mucorales, Lichtheimiaceae. The transcript has 3 exons. Bases 1 to 399 code for a protein of 132 amino acids. The record is from RefSeq and is a predicted model, not a curated record.